GUGUGAGGCUUCAUCGCCUAUGGACUGUUCAAUUUGCUCAGACCGGGCUUCAGUGAUGUUUUAUGUAGAAAGUACUCGAGUUUCGCGUUGAAGUAUCGUAGAUUGCCAACUAUUCGUGGACAGGCAUUUUUGAGUGUUUCCAGCAGGUGAAUCUGUCGUGAUCUUGUGGUUGAUGCCCCGGAAAGAUUAGCCGAGUUGGAGUAUCGGUUGCAGGAGGACGCUCGCUUGGCUGCUGGAACGCGUUGUCUUGUUCUCUCUCCUCCAUCCUCACUUUUUGGCUUGCCCUUUCUUCAGCCUUGAUAUUCCGAGGCAUCCUUUCUUUUUAUCGUCACUCUUUUUGCCAUUCGCUCCUUGACAUUGCUGCUCUGCUCGCCGUUGAAGUAGCCGUCUGUGACUCAAGCUUUACAUGGCACCAGAAACUAUCUACCAAACGCCUUCUCUCGCCGGAAGACCACCUUUUGCGACCGACGACGAUUCCGUGUACGAUAACCAGCCACAGACACCCACACGGCGAAUUAGACAACCUCCCCCUCCUGACCCGAACGCGCGCACGUCAGCCUACAACAUGUACGUAACCGCGCUCGACGUAUGACAACUAUAUAGAUGGAGGCGCAUCCAACCGCGACUCUGGCAUCGGAGCGCUGGGAAUGGGUCUCAUGAACGGAGAUAUGGACGACGAAGACCCGUUUGACGAUCGCAACAAAGCAUCUCUUAAUUCGACGUCUUCCGCGAAACAGCAACCUAUUCCUCUCGCUGCACCCAAACCUGGUUAUGCUGCUCCCGUAGCAGCUCUUAAACUUCCCAGCCCCACAGCCAGCCCAGAUGGCCGUCUGCAUUCUCCCACUCAAAUGUCCCAAGUUGGGGGCGUGAAACCACUCACUUUGGUUACCAAUAUGAAUGGCCCUGGUUCACCUCGUAUCCCUCCACCUGCCGCUAUUAAUGUUCCAAGCACUCCCCAUCCUCUGCAACCACCCAUGACACCCAUCAUGCCGAUCUUUGCUCGCCCUUCUCCCUCUCCCGCGCCUCGCGAUGUCAAAUUUGCUGCUGGUAGCGCCAUCCUUCGUGGAGACAAGGAGGAUACAUUGCUUCCCAGGCGACAAUCUCGUUUCGGCGAACAGGGUGACAACUUCUGGCGUCGCUUCUCCAUGGUUGUCAAGGUAGAAAGCACCCAGAAAGAAAGUAUCUGGCUGAAGAAGACUCGAAGUGGUGACACCCGAGCGUCGCGUUGGGUAUGGAUCAUCGGUAUCAUUCUCCUGCUUUGUGUUGCCGGCGGUAUUGGUAUUGGCUGGUACAUCGCACACAACAACACUACACACUCCGCCCCGACAGCUAUUGGCGGAAGCGCCAACGAGAAAGCCAUCGAAGAGUCAACGGCCCCUGCAGCGGGUGUUGCCACUGCCGCGAGUCCUCAUGUGUCACCAACGCACACCGUCGCUAGACGUGAUCUGCCCCUUAUACCCACUGGUGCCGUCCAUAUCCCGCUUUCACAAUCGAACGCAAGGAAUAGCCACGACUCGAUCCUCAUCCCUGUUGCUCACAAGCGGCACAAACGACACGCUCUAAACCGUACCAUACACUAAGACAUCUACUGUCCCUGCCUCGUCGUACUGGUCAUAUGGUCUUGUCUUGAGCUCGACCGUGGGAUUGGUGUCCCUAACGACCCGCUUCCCGUCCACUCUUUCACGUCCCCGCAUGCUCCCCUCUCUCUCGCCCCAUACCUUUGCCCCCGUCUAUCCACACUUAGUGCUCCCGUGAAACGUUCCUGGUCUCAUGCAACGAUUUCCACUAAUAACGGAUAUACCCACUCACCCUUCUGCUCGCUUCGAUUCGGUUGUUAAUGCAUUUCUUACGACUUUUCGUGUAUUACCGUCUCCUUUCCCAUUCCCUUACUUUUGAUCGGUCUGCACCCGCCUUCUUCAAACAAGACCUUCACUUACAACGCAUCAUACAUUCGCAUACCCCUCUGCCUGCCGCCCAUCUUUUUUCUGGAUUCUCGUGUACUUACUUACGCCGCAGCAUAGUCUUUCAUAUAGAACACCUUUUACUAAGU
Somion occarium is the source of this 2050-nucleotide messenger RNA. The record is from the annotation of a GenBank genome assembly. Lineage: Eukaryota; Fungi; Basidiomycota; Agaricomycetes; Polyporales; Cerrenaceae.